Serpula lacrymans var. lacrymans S7.9 is the source of this 1245-nucleotide messenger RNA. RefSeq lists its product as uncharacterized. Bases 1 to 1245 code for a protein of 414 amino acids. Gene Ontology annotation, molecular function: metalloaminopeptidase activity; manganese ion binding. The record is from RefSeq and is a predicted model, not a curated record. Gene Ontology annotation, cellular component: mitochondrion. The transcript is spliced from 9 exons. NCBI's taxonomy places the organism in Eukaryota, Fungi, Basidiomycota, Agaricomycetes, Boletales, Serpulaceae.
AUGGCCAACCUCUCUUUCAGUCCCACCCCCACCUUCGUAAGCCCUUUCGGAUGGUAUACACUUUCGGUAGUUAACGGCAGACACCCAAUUGCAGUGAAAAGGGAUGAAUUGACUCCUGGAAUACCAGCAGAAGAGUACGAGAGACGUCGCAAGGCCCUAAUAGAUAGUUUGCCUCCCAACAGCGUCGUAGUAUCUGUCUCCGCACCGAUAAAAUACAUGAGUGGUAGCAUAUUUUACAAGUAUCGACAAGCGUCUGAUUUCUGGUAUCUUACUGGAUUCGAAGAGCCAGAUUCGGCCGUAAUUCUCGAAAAGAACUCAACGUCGAGAGGAUAUAGAAUGACUAUAUUCUCUGUAGGCAAAGAUCCCGCGAAAGAGCAGUGGGAUGGUGCCAGGACAAACUUCCAGGAUGUUGCUACUCUGUUCAAAGCUGAUCAUGCACAGUCAAUCAAUGACUUUCCAGCCCAACUUAGAUCACUCAUCAACUUGUACUCUAACGUAUUUGUUGAUGUACAACCUCGGAGAGGUGUGCGAUCGCCCAAAUCGUUGCUUAAAUAUUUAUCACCAGCAGUGGCCCCGCGUUCAGAGUACGACUCCAUACUAGAGUCUCUCUCAAACUCCCGGCGCAAGCCAUUGGCCCCCCUCCUUGCAAGAAUGAGAGCGACCAAGAGUGAGCACGAACAAAGGAUAAUGAGGGCAGCUGCUGAUAUCAGUGGAAGUGCGCUUGCAAAGACCAUGCGCUUCACACGACCUGGCAUUCCAGAAUCUGCGCUUGCGGCCCAUUUUGAAUAUCUGUGCUGUCUCUCUGGAUCACAACGCUUGGCAUACGUGCCCGUAGUCGCGUCCGGGCCCAAUGCUUUAAUAAUUCACUACACAUCUAACAAUCACGUUGUCAAAGAGGAUGAGAUGAUCCUUGUUGAUGCUGGUUGUGAAUAUAAUGGUUAUGCGUCAGAUCUCACCCGUACAUACCCUGCAUCUGGAACAUUCACAGCUCCACAAAAGGAGCUUUACUCCGUCGUUCUCUCCGUCCAAAAAGCCCUGAUUCAAAUGUGCACCGAAUCUCACCGUUUGAAUCUCUACGAACUCCAUCGCAAAUCUUGCGAUCUUCUCAAACAAGGGCUUGGCCAGAUUGGCUUUCAGCUUCGCACAGGAGAUCUCGAAAGAAUUCUCUAUCCUCAUUUCCUCGGCCAUCCAAUCGGAAUCGGCAAGUCCCCACCCAUUCAAUUGAUAGAUUACUUGGCAAGCUAA